Molecule: messenger RNA, 10844 nt
Organism: Pelobates cultripes (western spadefoot toad)
Lineage: Eukaryota; Metazoa; Chordata; Amphibia; Anura; Pelobatidae
Source: the annotation of a GenBank genome assembly
GUUGGAUAUUCUUGCUUGAAGUUUGCUAACCAAAGAUCUCAGCCAUGAAAUUUGCAAUUGUCUUCUUGUUCCUGGGUAUAGGAAGUUGCCUUGGUAAGUUACAUUGUUCCUGUUUAACCCCUUAAGGACACAUGAAAUGUCAUGAUUCCCUUUUAUUCCAUAAGUUUGGUCCUUAAGGGGUUAAUCAAUGUUGUGCUACCAUUAGUUCAUAAAUUUGCUUUUGCAGAGAGAAAAAAAAGCAUAUAAUGCUAUAGUACUAUACAAUUUUAAUGUUAUUUAAUAUGUAUUUAUUCAGAAAUAGCAGAAAUGGGGAUUCGCGAUUCAGAGAAUUUUGUAAAAUAACUAUCAGACCUGAAUUAGACUUAGUCAGGUUGUCACAUUUCACUGUUUAGUUAAAUAACUUACACGGCUUGCUAAAGUCAGAAUUCCAAGUGAAUUUCAAAUCUAAGCUAAAAGUAGGCAAAAUGGAAACAUUCUCCUAGACAACUAUGCUUCCAGUCCAGCUAAAAUUUGAAAUUCACUGUGAAUUAUCACUUUAGUUAAUAAUUCUGUUAGUAUUUUAUAUUUUGUUGUUGAGUCAACUGAUUUUGUGAAAAAAUGGGCUAUGUUUUAAAAGUUUGAAAGUGCCUUAAUACAAUACUAAUACCUACACAUUUUAAAUGUUUAGUUCUAAAAAUCAAAAACUACUAUGAAAUAGAGAAUUGUGAUAGGAAUAUAUGAAAUUAUAAAUCUUUCAAUAUAAAUUUCAAUAUAAACCAUAUCAACAUACUAUAAUGUAUCUCUAAAAUAUAUGACUAGUUCAAGUAGGGUACAAUAUCAUGUUUCAAAAUCUCUCCAUAUAGUAGUCUUCUCAAGCGUUAGCCUUUAUUCCAUACCACUUGUACCUAAACGUGUGUUUCAUCAUAUUUUCUAAAUGUUAUUAUGUAUGAUAUUGUGCAUUUUACAAACACCUUAUAUUUUCUAUUACAAAAUAAUGGAAAUUAAAUAAAUCUAAAAUAGGAAAGUAGUUGUGCUACUUAGUGUGAAUUUGGUGUAAUUUUGGUCUCUGCUAAAUGUAUUAAUUAUAAAUAAAACUAAUGCAUAUAUUUUUUUUGCUUGCAGUCUCUACAAAUGCCAAUGCUAUUAGGAAGAAGAAAAUGACCGUAAGGAUUUUUUUUUUUAAUUUCUUGAUAUAUGAUCUAUAACAGUUACUGUGAAAAAUAUAAAAUAAUUCAUAAUGGAACAACUUCAGCAGUCAAUAUAUUUAUUUAUUCCUCAAAAAGAUGCACACACUAGCAAAAAUUACCAGAAAUAAAGCAGGUGUGCAGAAAAUAGCAUGCAAAAAUAAUUAUAUCUAAAAAGUAAUAUUUUUAUAAUUUUUGUAAUUUUGUUUCCAGCGUCUUCAGUUAUUAAGAUUAAUGUUUAAUUCAUACAUUUGUUUUCAGGAAGCUGAAGCUAUGAGCAACGGUCGUGGUCUUGCUUUCAUUAUGAACAGAUAUAGCAAUUACAAGGUAAAUUACAUUUUAUACCUUCUACAAAUUAAUAAAAUAUGUAACCGAUAGAGCUGUAUUCAAGUACAAAUACAAAAUGUGUGUCAUAGACACAUGCCUGAGUAAAUGGUCUAACAUUUACCAGCUGUUAAAAAAACAACAAACUAAAAACUAAAACUAUAUACCAAAAUUGGAAUUGGCAAUGUAUUUUCUUGAAUUUUAAUACCAUGUAUUUGCAAAUAAAUCUAAACUAUACUAUAUUUUAUCUAACAAUGGAUUUAAUAUUUUAUUUAUCUUCUACAGAACUGUGCAAGAUGCUCCGACAUUGAAAGAUACUGCAUGGAAAAGGCUAUUGUAGAAGAUUUUGUCUUGCUGAUAGUAGGAUAUUUUUCUUAUAUUUUUUUAUUUUUUUAUUUCAAGCACAAUGUUGUACAGGGCAAAUUUCAGAAGUAAACAAAAUAAUUUAUUUCAUGUGCAAACUUACAAUAAAAUUAGGUAUCGCUUGGAAUUGACUAUAAUUGUUGAGCUGCAGAAUGUGUCCCGUUUACCAACAUGUGAUAAAAAUAUACAAUAAUCCCACUAGCUUCCCAAAUUAGUAAAGAAACUUAGAUUAUGCAUUACAUGUUUCCUCUUUUAUUUCAUUAUUUUAAAUCAGAAAUUAUUACAAUCUGUUAGAAAACAAAACACAAACUUUUGAAAUGAUUAAGAUACAUAAAAUCCAAUACCUUUUUUGGUGACUUCUGAGGAUAAAUAAUUGUAAAAGGUUUUUUUUCUCUAAUUUAUUUCAAACCUUUCUGAUUCAAAUAAAUUAAAUUUAGGCCACAGUAUGAAGAUUAUAUGCAACUAUAAAAGUUUGCCAUUCACCUUUACUGCAAGUUACAAUAUAGCCUUUCAGAUAUUUGUAUUACACUAUGUAAGUUUAUACUAUAGGGUACAAUAAUGAUAUUUAUAGUAAUAAUAAAUAAAGAAAAUGACAUAAAAUUAAACAGGGGAUCAAUGUUACAAAUACAAUCAUCCAGUGGUAUACACAAAAUAACUUAGCAGUUUGUAAACACUAUAUUACUAAAUACAAUUUUUUUCAAAUGUGUACUAUAUGACCCCAUUUAUAUGUGGUACAAGUUAUAUUAUUUAUUAAAAAUAAUGGGAAUACUCCGACCUGACUUCAGCACCAGUAACCAAUUUUUCCCAAUAAAAUUGUUUUGAUGGCUGGAGCCUCCGGGUGCUAUUUUUUUUCCUUACUGGGUUAAACCAUUUUUGAGCAACUGAACUAGAAAAGUUGUCACUAGAUACCUGUCCACACUGCCUUCGCUGUCCUCCUUCCUGUCUCUGCAGGAAGAUUUGGCUUGGGCACCGCUGAUGAUCUCUGAUGAUCACUUACUGCCAGUUUCAUGUAACAGUAUAUACUAGCACCCAAGCCAAACCCUCCAUGUCAUAAGUGUAGCAGAGAGGAAGACAGAGGUAGCGGUGUGCAUGGGUGAUGGGUUCACAACUUCCUGGUUAAGCUGGUAAAAAAAAUGUUUAACCCCAAAAGGGUAGAAGACACCCAGAAAAUCUAGCCCCUUGCAAAGACUUCAUCGAGAUGAAGUUGUUAUAGGUGGUGAAGUGGUCCUAGAAAUAUACACAAUUGCACAUAUGUUAAUAAAUAGAUAUGAGGAGAAACAUGUUUUAAUCAUGUUCUUUGAUGUUCACAAAAUAUAUUUUCAUAUUUUUUAGAAAUUAUUGGCUGGAGAUAUGGGAUGUGGUCAUCGUGAUCUUCUUGGCAAACUGGUAAGAUGAUGCCAGUACACCAAAUAAAAUUAAUUUCAAAUGAUUAGCUAUAUUUAUUUUAUUUGUAUGCAAUGCAUAUAUCAGGUUUUUAAAAGUUAACAGCAUGAAGCUAAAUAACGCAGAGACGCAGUGACAAAUGUUAUAUUACACGUAUUUAAUAAGUACAUACUUAUCAAAUUAUUUGCCUUCCAGCUGAGAUACAGUCUCUGUUUUACUGUUCAUCACUAAUAAAAUGUUACAAAAUAAAAUAUAUACAUUGUCAGAACUCAUGACUGGAUAACAAAAAUACAUUUAUCAUAAUAGAUAAAAUAUCUAAUUUAUAGGAAAAGUGCAAGAUAUCAUUAAUGAUACAAACCAAUGAACAAACAAGGAGCUUUUAGUCAAUGCAUUUUCAAACAAAUGACAUUUUUUUUCAAAUAUGAGACACCAACCAGGUUAUUCAAUUGCAAUUAAGUACCAAUAUAUAUCUUUAAAAAUAUUAUUUUAGUCUGAAAGAUAUAAAGACUUAGGGAUAAACGGUAUUAAAUAACAUACUAUGGUCCAUUUAUGCUAAUAAAAAGAAAAUCUCAUACUUUACUGAUUUCGGUUGACAGAAGACAUUUUGUUUGUUAUCCUUUAGUUUCUGGUUAGAAUGUUUGAAGAUUCUGUCAUUGUAAACUCCUUUAGUACAUUUACAUGAAAUUACCAAUGUGUUUUGUCGUGCCUCUCUUUUGUCUACCUUUUGUCUGUCUGUGAUAUUGAUUCUUAAGCCUUGCAUCAGGUUGUAGUUAAACUCUGCAUAAUAUCAGUUUUACACCUUCUGGGAAGGCCUGUGUUUGCAAAAUCACUGGAUGGUGGCACUCUUGUAAAAGCUAAAUUUAGGAAUAAAAUCAGCUUAAUUAAUGAACAGAACAUUUGUGAACAUUAAUUUGUCUGACAUGAUUGUAUGGCAUUUUAUUAUAGUUGUAUAAUUUGUUAUCUCAAACAAAAACAAAACAUUGACCUGUAAACGGUUUAGUGAAACAUUUCAGAUCUAAGACAUUCUUUGGGUUUCUUGUACAAAUUAACCCUCUCUACUCCAGAUACUCAAAUGAGAAUAUAUUUCUAGCAAAUAUGUUAUUAAAAAUAUAAAACUUUCCCUAACAAUAGCUACUACUUUUCUAAAACAAUAGUAAAUCACAUUAUAUUUUUAUGAGUCACUGAUAAUUAUUUACUUUUUUUCAGACAAUUAAUGUGCAAGCUCAGUAUGUAUAUGGUGCUUUUGAGGUAAGAAAAUAUAUUCUGUAUUGUAUAAAUAUAAGUGUUUACAGUUAACACAUUUCUAUAGAUCCCCAGUACCGACCACUGAUUUUUAAAGAUACAUAACUGAACAAACAUAUCAAGUCCUAAUUUCACAAUAUCUGGUCCACUCCCUGAGUUACUUUUGUAUUGUAGUUUACUUAUUUGUGACCCUCGAACUUCACUGUAUCAUCUACUUCUAAAUUAAAGACCAAGGUAGCCAAAAUGGAAAAAUUCUCCAAGUCAGCUAUGCUUCCACUUUAGCUACUUUGGCCUUACAUUUUAAAUUCACUUCACAUUCCUGGUAACUCUCACAUUGACAAAUAUCCAUAUUUGAGUAUGAUUCCUCGAUUCACUGACCUUAUUUCAUAUUUGGUUACGUCACUGUUUUAUUUUUUUCUCUCACUUCUUGCCUUGCUGUAUUUCUUAAUUAUUUAACGGUCUGUGCCUUAGACUCUCAUCCAUAACAAAAUCUUCCUUAGUAUAGUAAAUUUAAUUCAUUUAAUUUCUGUUCAAAUACAAUACUUCACACUCCUACUUUAAUUUAUCUACUGCAUUUUUUUAAACUCUUCUUUUCUUUUUAAGUAUCAUAAUAACACAGAUCCAAUGUUUUCAUUCACAAUAAACUAAUAAAAAAACAUAUUCGAGUAAGUACCUUAACUUUAAGAGGAUGUAGAGACAAUUGUUGCAAAAGUAACAACCAUCACAGCAUUUUCAGUAUAAUGGUUGGAAGCUUUCACCACACAGUAGUUUGACAGAUGGUCUAUCUCCAAAGUAACAGCGACUAAAAGAAAAGCAACUGGAAUCACAAAUCCAUCACUGUUAAUUCAAAAUACAAAAGUAAUUUAUUGUAGUCAUCAAAUAAGCAUCAGUGACAUGCAACAGUGUAUAGCUGGCAGCAAACCCCAACACAAUGAUCAACCCAUAUUGUGCUGAAAGGCACUUUCUCAAGACCCAGUGUUUUUAAUUUACAAAGACAAGAACAUAAUCUUGAGUACAAGAGAUCAGCCUGAUAUAGCAAAAACCCUACUUUGAGGAGGUAACCCUGGUAAUUGGAAUUAAAGAAAAAAGGGGGAUGGAGUGUGUUUAACUCAGGACACAAUGAAGUGAAAGUGUUAUAAGUAUAUUAAAACUUAGCUUUUAUUAGAAUUUUAUGCUAAAAUAUAUUCAAACAAUUCCUACAAACAAAAAAAGAAGGGAGGUAAGUCACCAUGGAGCUAAUGUCUAUGGAGCAGUCAUAGUCUGUGAAGGAAUAUAUGAGGUCAAAUAUAAUCAGUGUAAUGCCAAUAGAAUAACUACAAUAAAAAGAUGUAUAUAAUUCCUCACAACUGCCACCUCUGUCUGUGCCUUCAAGGGCACCUAGAAAAAUAUCUAAGUGCUAUCUCUGUAACUCUGUAAGGUUCCAUCAACGCUAUGAUUCAAGUCUUAUCUGUGCCUUCGAGGGCACCUUGCAAAAUAUAUCCCACUGUUAUGUCUAUAGCUGUGACUCCCUUCCUCCUAAAAUAUUAGCUAGAAUGAAACAAAACAUUUAGAAAAUCUUGAUUGCACUCAUAUUUAAAAAGCAUGUUAUGUGGUGUCUAGUAAGUAUCACUAAGUGACAUUGCCUUCUUGGUUAAAGGCCAGCAAGAAGAGAAAAAUAGGGUGACGUUCGUUAAAAUCAGUGGGAAUAUCCAAAUCAUAUUGUAAAAUCAUAUUAAAAAAUAUGUCUUUACUCUCCCCAUCCACCUUUAAAUUUGAAUGGCAUGGCAUAAUUAGACUGCUUAUUUGAAAAUAACAAAAACAGUAAAUGUGUAGUCAUUUUUGAUACUUAUCCAUGUUUUUUAUUGCAAACAUUGCACCUCCUAGUCUGUAACACUAGGGAAUGUGCCCUCGAAAGGUUUUCACAAUAGUUCUGCACAAACUGCAACAAUAUACACUACAGAUAGGACAAUUCCUGCAAAGUGAAAAAGAAGUUUCAAUCUUUGCUAUUUGUAUGGUAUAUGUUAUUCUCAGUACAGUAUUAUUGUUCUUAAUUUUUUUUGUAAACUCUUAUACAGAAUAACAUGUAAGUUAACCAAUAAAUCCUUUCUUUAUUUUUAGCGCAAUGAUAUUGACACCUUCUGUAAGCAUGUAAGAGCAAAUGCACAAUUAGAUGCUUUGGUGCAAGGUCUAUCUUCUAUCCUGGUAAGUUUUUAUCAUACUUAUAUAGGUUAGUCCUCCUCAGUAAAUAAGAAAUAGUUGAAGAAAAUUAAAUUAAAAUUGCUCUGCCACAUAUAGAUAUUUUUUUAAUUGUAUUUAUGUCAAGACCUUUAUUAGUAUUGCUAUGAUUCUACUUGCUGUUUUAAUGACAAUAAGCUGCAUUUAAGAUUAUUUAAUAGUAAAUUGUAAUAUGUUUUUAUUUUUAUUUCUCAGGUUGAACCUUUGAAACAAUCAAAUGUUGAACUUGGAGGUGUUCUUAAUUCCGUUAAUGGUGUUUUGGUAAGGAAAUCAUAUUCUCUUUAAAACCCAAAAGACUUACAUAAGAGCUGGUACAAUGAUUUUUACAGUCUUGGGCAAAUUGCAGUUUCCACCAUGUGAAUCCCACAUUUCCCUUCCUUUUUUCCCAAUUUUGUCUAGUUUCUCCCUCAGCUGUGUAUGUCUCUUUCUAUGUGUAUUUUUCCAAUUUUUAUACAAACAACUAGUAUCUUUACUUAGAUUUUAUAUUUGACUUGAUUUUUAAUUAACUUAAAUAUUAUUAUUAAUAUUUACUUUCAUUUACUUAAAUAUUAAUUUGAAGUAAUAUUCAGCAAACUAAAACAGAGGGGACAGAGUUGGUGACUAGUGCUCCAGCAGCUUAAAAUUUCAUUUUGCACCUCUGUUCCUAAGGGUUAAAUACCUUUAAAGAAAGAGUGAACAAUACACAGUUGAAUUAUUUGUAAAGAAUUGACAAUGGGAAUGCAAAUUUUAGCUGAUGUUGGCAAGAUUAAUUUGAAGAAUUCAGCUAUUUUGGACUAAAAUAUUCAACAUUCUAUAUUGCUUUUUAUAGACGUUUACCAAACAUAAUUCUAGAGAAAAUUUAAAGUCAAGAUCUUGUAAAUUGAUAAUUGGAAAAUUAUUUAUAAAAUUACUAUAACAGCAUUUGAAUCUAAAAAAAUACUUAUAUUUUCAUUAUGUUGUAUAAUCUUUUUUGUUUCGGAGCAACAAAACUAUUUAAAUUCCAUAACAUAUUUCUAUUCAUUCUAGGGUGGUAUACUUAGCCCAGCUCUUUCAGUGGUUAAUUCAGUUAUCGGUGGAGUCCUUGGUGGAACACUGGGUGCGGUCAGUGGUGUGGUUGGUGGUGCUGUUGAUGCCUUAAGUGGUGUUGCUGGUGGACUCCUUGGAGGUGCUACUGGUGUCCUUGGUGGACUUACUGAUACAGCUGGUGGUCUUGUCGGUGGUCUUACUGGUGGUCUUACUGGUGGUCUUUUGGGAGGAGGUGGAGGAGGAAAGAAGGGUGGCCUUGGAGGCCUUCUAGGUUAAAUAUAGGUAAGAUAACUAUAUACUUUAUGCAGUAUUUAUCUAAGGUGUAUAUUUAAAUGUAAUAUAUAUGUAUGCUAAAUAUAUCAGAAUAUAUAUCUGAAUCAGCUGUAAGAGUAUUUCCAUUUCAUAACAUUACCUUCUCUGUAUAAUUGCCUUUUUUUCUGGUGCCCCUCUCUCAUAUUGCCAAAGCCAAUCUAUCACUUUGGUGCAAGAUUCUGUUCAAUAUAUAUUUUAAAAUGUGAUUAAAAAGCAUCCACAACAUGACAGAGGGUAUGAAACAUAUGAAGGUUCCCCCUAAGAAGAAGGAUCAGUAACUUACCAAAAGUUAAAGGGCUGCUCCAAGCAGAAUGACAAAUUCAGUGAUUUGAAGUGACCAGGAUACUUGGAAUCUGUAAAUGCAACAAUUGAGAAACACUUAACAUAAAGAGUUAAAUCAGAUAAUUGUACAGUUUUUUUGGUUGGAGUAAAUUUUCAGUGGGAUUUCCUAAGAUCUGAGAAGGAAAUAUUUAAUAUGUACAAAUCAAAGAGGGUCUGAAAUCUGUCAUUUUCUCUCACUUCCAGGUUUAUAUUUAUUUAUUUUAAAAUCAUAAACCUGGAAGUGAGAGAUAAUGACAGAUUUCAGCACCUCUUUGAUUUGUACAUAUAAAUUAUUUCCUUCUCAGAUCCUAGGAAAUCCCAUUGAAAGUUUACUACAAUUGAAAUCCCAUUGAAAGUAUAUUGUUUUUAUUUGGAAGAGCCACUCUGCGUUCUGCAGUCUAUUGCCAGGGCCGGACUGGAAAAUUCGGCCAGGGCAUUUUUUAAUUACAGCAGCCCACUAAAAAGGGCCGGGGCCAGGUAGGGUGUGUUUUGUCAUCACCAAUGACAAGCACGCCCCAUCACAAAGUGAGCAUGUUGGUUCAAUGCUCUUCCAGGGUAGACCAUGUGCAGAGCUCUGCUGAAGAGCUCUGGCAUAAGAAAAAUACCCUGUAUUUGUUCUGCACAGCGCAAGCAAAUUUAAUAACAUGCUUGCACUGUGUUUGCUUGAAAUUUGUCUCUGGUGUCUCCGUAGUUGGGAUACCAGGAGACAAAAAUGCCAGGAAAGUAUAUUGCGCAGUGUGUGUGAGGGUGCUCUGUGUGUGUGCGUGUGUGUGUGUGUAAGGGGUGUAGUGUGUGUGAGAGGGGUGCAGUGUGUGUGUGAGUGAUGGGUGCUGUGUUUGCGUGAGGGUGCUAUGUGGGUAAGGGUGCUGUGUGUGUGAUGGGUGCAGUGUGUGUGUGCUGUGUGUGAGUGGGUGCUGUGUUUGCAUGAGGGUGCUAUGUGCAUGUGAGGAAGCUGUGUGUGAGGGUGCAGUGUAUGCAUGUGAGGAAGCUGUGAGUGUCAGGGGUGCAGUGUGCUGUGAGUGUCAGUGCAGGGUGUGUGAUGUGCGUGUCAGGGGUGCAGUGUGUGUGUGAGGGUGCUGUGAGUGUCAGGGGUGCAGUGUGUGUGCUGUGCGUGUCAGGGGUGCAAUGUGUGUGUGUGAGGGUGCUGUGAGUGUUAGGGGUGCAUUUUGUGUGUGCUGUGAGUGUCAGACGUGCAGUGUGUGUGUGAGGAUUCUGUGAGGGUGCUGUGAGUGUCAGGGGUGCAGUGUGUGAGGGUGCUGUGAGUGUUAGGGGUGCAUUUUGUGUGUGCUGUGAGUGUCAGGGGUGCAGUGUGUGUGCUGUGUGUGUCAGGGGUGCAGUGUGUGUGUGUGAGGGUGCUGUGACAUGAGUGAUUAUAUCCCCCUCCCUGCUUACCUUUAGCCUGGGAGAGGGGGAUCCUGCUGCUGGGGCUGCCAUCCAUCCCUGGUGGUCCUAGUGGUGAGUGAACUCUAGACUGUUGGGCUAGAGUUCACUCUCGCAAGACCCGGAGCGUUACCAUGUAAGUUAAAGCUCUGCCGGGUUCCUCUGCUGGCAGGCUGGCUCCCUCCCUCUCUCCCCGCCGGCGGCUGGAAUAUACUCUAUGUGGGCCGGUGAGGGAGAUCUCUGAUCUCUCCACGGCCCGCUAUAGACUACUGCAGGGCCAGCUUUUGGAUAGUGCCGGCCCUGCAAAGACCGGCAGGGAGAUCCUGUGAUCUCCCUGCCGGCCUCAGCCCCACAGCCACCGCGGCCCACCGGGCAUUUGCACGGUGUGCCCGAUGGCCAGUCCGGGCCUAUCUAUUGCUCACCAUUGCAGUAUCUAACGGUUAACGUUAUGUGAUACAUUAAUUUGAAUAAUUGCUUUUACAUUUUUUACUGCAAUAUUUACUAUUGGAAAUUCAUUGAUAUUUUUAAAUUUAAGGCUGAAAUACCUAAAUUAGGACAAUAAUACAGGUUAGCUGUUUUGGUCUAAAUUUGCAUUAACUUUGAAUUCUUGACACAUCUCACAUUAGUAAAUAACCCAGUUAAUCAAAUAUUAUUUAAGCUCAUAAGAGGAUUGCAUAAAUUCCAUAUUCUCUUAUCAAAUGCUAUGUUGGUUUUGGGCUGCAUUGCACUGGGAUUGGUUACAAGUGUAUCCAAUGCUCUAAUGGAUCAUUGCUGAUAUAUAUAUAUAUAUAUAUAUUAAAAACAAAUAUGAGAGCACGAUAGGCAAGGACACUAUAAUGGAACACAUUCAUCAUUAUUGAUCAAUAGGAACUUUGAGGUAAACUAUGAAAAUCUGCAGACUUAAAGUAUCUUGAAGUAGUGUUAAUAAUGUAUAUAUCUUUCUUUUAGGUGACUUUCUGAUUCAUCUGAGAAGACAAAGAAAUGAUACAUUCUUACUUUAUUAAUUCAUCUGUGUGUCCUUAUUUCAAAUCUUUUUUUACUACUGCAUACAAUUGCUCUAUUUUCUCUAAUUUUGACUUUUGAUCUUAUUUUGCUUGUAUCACUCCACUCGAUUUUCAAUAAACACACAGCUCUAAG